AUGGUGAACCGUCCUCCAGUUCUCGUCAUUCCAGGGAACGAUGAAUCUCAAGGCUACGAUGAUAGAAGAAGAAUGCUGAAGUCGCCUCCACUAAUUUGCGAACAAGGUCCGUCAGCGCCGUCAUCGCCGACUUCGCCACGACUACGACGGCCAUUCCCCCUCACUGAGGACGCCAUGCAUCGGAUCAAUUUGCUGAGUUCUGGCUACGAGUAUGGCAAGCUAUCGCCGAUGUCGACGUAUGCUACAUCUGAUCUGGGCUCAAGUCCUCGAUCCUCGAUCAGUGUCACAUCGGCAAAUUUGGCCCCAUGGAUGAUCUUCCGUGAGAAUCACAAAAGCAGUUUCGAUCUCGACGAUGGUGUAUCGGAUGUAUGCAGUAAGGAUCUACUGUCGCCGGGUAUGAUGCUCUCACCGGCACCAUACUCGCCGUUUUCAGACUGCGAAGACACCGAGACACCGUACUCAGCAUAUGCCCGUUCACCUAAUUUGUCACCAAAUCCCUUGACAAGAAGCUUCAACCAUUUCAGCUUCGACCAAAUACGGAGCAGCAGCUCGAUGUCUGGACAUCAUAACCUCAUGGUACCAGAGUCACAUGCAUUAGAUCCUGAAUCACGUGAACGAAGCCGAUCGGACAGUGAUAUGGCCCCAAAAGAGGAACGUAUGGACACGGCAAUGCAGUCAACGAUCUCGGUACCAGCUGCCACCUCACGACGGCUGUCCUCCAGUGGACAGUACAAGAAGAGAUUGUUGCAAAAGUAUCAAGAGGAGCAAGAGGAGCGCUCAUCCAAGCAGCGAAGCAGCAGCAGUCCACCUCCAAGUACAACCGAAUCUGAAAUCGAUGACUCCGAUCUGCGUAGUGUCAGUCGUCUGGCUUCGCGGCAGCCUACGAUUGAAGAGCCUCCUCCAUCGCCACCUCACGAAGUUACCAGAGAAAAUUUGGAAAAUGCAAUGCGACAAGCACUUGGUGGGCAGAAUCAGAUCCAAAUGUGGAUGGAACGCCAGAUAGUAGCCCUACAAGCUGUGAAUAUGUACAACAAUGUUGUGAACAAUGGCCUACUUCAGGUUCCCAAUCCACAACUCCUCGCACCACCUACUGAUCAUCUACCCAGAGCUCCGUUGUUGAGGCAGAGCACAGUGGAUGUUGCUGGUGGGCUCGGAGCAGGCCCAGUGAAAGGUUUGAAGCCAUACAGCUGUCAACUAUGUGGUCAAGUCUUCUCCCGUUCCGAUCAUCUCAGUACUCAUCAACGGACGCACACCGGAGAGAAACCCUACCAGUGCCCUCUGUGCCAGUAUGCAGCUAGUCGUCGGGACAUGAUCACACGUCAUUUGCGUACUCAUGUCCGUCCAGAUGGUACCUCCCUGGACAUCUCCGUUCCAAUCGCUCAACUCUCAUUGACACCCUCAAUAUCGCCGGUACCGUCGAGUUUUGGAUCAACCUCGCCACAACCUAAUGGCGACAUCCAUCACUUGCUUGGUGCAAUGGGUGGAAAUCCAGAUGGUUAG
This is a messenger RNA of Haemonchus placei, 1500 nucleotides long. NCBI's taxonomy places the organism in Eukaryota, Metazoa, Nematoda, Chromadorea, Rhabditida, Trichostrongylidae. The record is from the annotation of a GenBank genome assembly.